AGUCACUCUACUCAGUACAUAUACAUAACUAUUCACUCACUAUGAGGAAAGCCUUUGCCAAAAAAGUAGCAAACUCCUUUACCAGAAGCAAGACGUUUCGAUCCACUGCAGAGGCAUCCGCAGGGUCCUCCGCUUCGGUCGCCGAUGUCUCUCAGUCAAACCACUCCGCCGCUGCAUCCCACAACCUCCGCGAGGUGUCGGUCCGAUUAGAUGACUAUCUCGAGCGAGUAGAUUUAUCAGGUAAUUUGAUUCACCCUCGAUUUCUCCAGGGAGGAAUGCGCUCGACUAAAUUUCCCUAGCCGGUGAGGUUGAAAUCGAUGUCGUCUCUAUGAGCCGGCAGAUUGAAAAGGUCCAGAGCUACCAGAAUGGCUUGCUACCGGAUUCUGUGGGACCUAUCCCGAUAAGCGAAAGGGAACUCAGCCUCAUCAAGCUGGGGGCCUGGAGCGCAAAGGCUGUGUACGGUCCCGGGCGUGUGGGCGAGGUCGAUGCUCCAGAGGAGUUCUCGGAUUACCAGCCCACCGCGUACAGACAGGAUAUCGGUGCCUCUUUGCUCGAUGGUACGGUCAAAGCGACAUGCGUGCAGUUGUUCUCGUCGCAUGCGGAAAAGGUUGCUCCUAAGCUGCUCGUGAUUGCCAUCAGAGGCUCAACCUCCAAACGAAAGGACUGGACGGUCAACUUUGACGAUAUGGGGACCGGGACGGACGGCGAUGGGUUUAUUAACUCGGAGACCCGUUCGUUUCAAGUUCAUGGCGGUUUCCUAGCGUGCGCCAAAGCCAUGGCCGACAAAGUCUCGGGGGCUGUCUCAUCAGUCCUUUCUGACGCUGAAAAAGAAGAGCCAGCAACAGAGAUCCAGCUGCUGUUUACGGGCCAUUCGGCCGGCGGCGCUGUUGCAUCAUUACUAUAUGCCCACAUGAUGUCGAAGAACAGCUCGCCAUUAACAGAUUUAUCGUCCAAAUUCCGAUCUAUCGAUUGCGUCGUCUUUGGCUCCCCCCCCGUAAGCAAGCCAGGUCUCGACACCUACGGAACGGAGCACUCGACCUUUCUCUCUAUCAUCAACGAAGGCGAUCCCGUCCCACGCAUAGACAAGGACUACAUCGAGACGCUCCUCCUCCUUUACAUAUCCCCGAUGCCAGCUUUCCCCGUUCAUCGUGACCUGCCCCCAAUGCGGUUGGAUACUGCCGGGACGAUUUUAUUUCUCAAGGAUGGUCAGCCGGGGUUUUGUGCGGUCGCAGAAGACGACAGUCAGAAAGGGAUUAAGAAUGUGUUGGCGACCACUAUCUUUGGGAACCCAAGAGCACACAAGAUGGAUAUUUACCUGGUGAAACUUGGGCUUGUGAGUAUUAUUAUCUAGGUAUGUCUUUCGGUUGGAGUUCUCUGCUCAAUUUUAGCCUUUUUUGUCCACGUUUAUAUAUAGUAUCUAUCUCUGUAUACCUCUGUGGUGUAGUUGGUUUGAUUAGUUAUUUUUAGGCCUUUCGAGUCAGCCUACAAUUUGCUCAUUUCCAGACUUAAUAUCUAGAUACCUCACCAUUAAAUGAGAUAUUCUCAGGGCUGAAACCGAAUCC
This is a messenger RNA of Aspergillus ochraceoroseus IBT 24754, 1562 nucleotides long. Its product is annotated as lipase family protein. The transcript is spliced from 4 exons. Lineage: Eukaryota; Fungi; Ascomycota; Eurotiomycetes; Eurotiales; Aspergillaceae. The record is from RefSeq and is a predicted model, not a curated record. The coding region runs from base 329 to 1351 and encodes 340 amino acids. Gene Ontology annotation, biological process: lipid metabolic process.